GUAACAAUCACAUCUAGUGUUCAAUGGAGACCACAAUGGUGCUUUUCGCCGCGUUGUGCCUUUCUGUUGUUGUUCAAAUACAAGGUCACAGUUGGUCUAGAUGGUAUGAUCGCGACAACCCUUCGGGUACCGGCGACUGGGAAACUGUCGCUGAUCUGCGGAAAUCUCACUACAUUUGUGGUGGUUGCAAGCCGAUUGGGGCCGAGUGUCGUGUUAAAGGCUCCUCUACUGUCUUCACGCGCUGGAGGGGUUCUGCACCCGAUAAGCUCGCUGCCAACUGCCUCCCAACUAAGGGUCUGAUAUGCAAGAACGCCGAUCAAGGCUCUGGAGGCUACUGCAAGGACUACGAGAUACGGUUUCUCUGCCCUUCUACAAGGGUGGAAACGGGACCGUAUUUGGACAGAGAUGACCCAAGUGCGACUGGAGACUGGGAAAGCGUGUCUAGUUUUCGGACAACUGAUAAUAACAACAUUUGCCGUGGUGUUCGACCCCUUUGUACGCUCUGCCGUGACAAGAGCAACAAGACGCCAUAUUACAGCACUGGGGACAAGUUCAAUGCCGGGCUGGCGUGUGGCUGGGACACUGGACUCGUGUGUACCACUGAGGUGAACGGCAAAUACUGCAGAGAUUACGAAGUGCAGUUUCGCUGCCCUGUCAUCGGAACUUGCCCGACAUGUGGAAACGCACGUUGGACGAACUGGCUGAACAGAGACAGUCCUACUGCUACCGGAGAUUGGGAGCACGUCGGGCCAACAGGACACAACCCGUGCAACAGCCACGAGCCUAUUGACAUCCAAUGUCGUGAAAGAUCCACCGGGCGGCCAUGGGACCAAACCGGGCAGGUUUUCAAAAAUAAAUGCACUCCUUCUGAGGGUCUCGUUUGCGUCAAUGCGGAUCAGGCCUCCAGACAGUCUUGCAAGGACUACGAGGUCCGCUUCCUGUGCCCAUAGAAGAGAAAAACUUCUGGAACGGACACUACUUUCACAUGGCUUCUUGUUUUAAGCGUAACAAGAGUAAUACCAAAUAUGCAAUUCCCUGUAGAUGAAUUAAAGUAGCAGAACAAGCCUCAAAUCAUA
This is a messenger RNA of Lingula anatina, 1076 nucleotides long. Its product is annotated as cartilage intermediate layer protein 1-like. Lineage: Eukaryota; Metazoa; Brachiopoda; Lingulata; Lingulida; Lingulidae. The record is from RefSeq and is a predicted model, not a curated record.